Molecule: messenger RNA, 1587 nt
Organism: Neurospora hispaniola
Lineage: Eukaryota; Fungi; Ascomycota; Sordariomycetes; Sordariales; Sordariaceae
Exons: 8
Coding region: 1-1587 (528 amino acids)
Source: RefSeq, a predicted model, not a curated record
AUGUCGGUUCCCAAUCUCAUCACCUGCGAGGUCGAUGGCAUGCAGUAUCUGCUGCACCCCCAAGUUCUGGGAAGUACAGAAGCACCGAUCAAAGCCGACCAAGUGAUUCCCGUGCUCCUCCUGACCGAAGAAGAGCUCAACGGCACACCGGAUCAAAUCGGCCAGCUUCUCCAGUACUACGUCGAGACAGACGAUGUAUGCUCGCCCACUUUCACUGACAUCCUAGUCGAGAAGCCAUCGAAGGACAGCAGUAGAAACCUAUUCAUGGAGAAAAAGGAUGACAGCUCUUACCCGUCCAAAGCAACAUAUCGCCUACAAAAGACAAUCCUUCCAAUAUCCAGCAUAGACAACCCCGAAGCCCAAGAUGACGAUAAUCUCCCCUCAGGCCCCUACUUCCUCAGCGGCCCAAACCUCCAUCAAGCCUACCGCUUAUACCCCGAUACCCAGGACGCCUUCGUCUACGGCAUGAUCCCCAACGACGUCCACAACCCCUCCGGUUUCCAAGCAGUCUCCUUCCUGGCUUCAGACAGCAUGUCCAAAACGAUUCCCGUUCCCAGCCGGCACUACACCCGCCUCACAACCCGCGGACAAAAAAGACCAAGUCCAAUCCGGGGAAAACGUAUAACCCUAACAGACGGUCUCUCCCUCCUAGGCACACAAACCACACUCUCUUGCAAAGCCUACGUGGACACCUACCCGCCCGCCACGGAGACUGAUGCUUAUGUUCAGAGGCUGCUAGAAGAGGGAGCGCAGUCAAGCGGCAGCAACGUGAAAAAGAUCCUUUAUCUGGACUAUAUCAAGGACGAGAAAUCGGAAUACGCAAUGGAUGUAUUCGUCAAUGCACUCGAACGCCAUUUGAACGUGGAUAGGACGACUAUCAAUCUCGAUGAAGAGUGGGAGAAGUACCGGGUUAAGAGUGGCAUAGAUUUCUUUCUCAGUAAGACCGCACGAUUUCUAUACCAGCUAAGCCACUACCACGAAUACGCCAAUUUCCGAAAAGACUACCAAGCAAAAUUCCAUUUCAGCCGCGGGAUUGUUGAUCUUGAGGCGCAGGUUCUUUGGUCCUCAGCCCGUGACCACGGUUCUCUGGACGGAUGUUUGUGUUUGAGGAUCACGCAAAACCCCGGUGAAUGGCUCGGUGAUGAACAGACUUAUUCGCCUGUCGUUGCGUCGGUGAUUGGACCACGAAUGACCGACACAUCCCUUAUCACCCUCGUCACCCAAGCCCUCACAACAUCAGGUUUCCCGACCUCAGUCCAGCCAGGGCCCUUGUGCUUUCCGCUUCCUUCUUCUGCGGACGCCACCACCGCCAUGGCUGCUGCCGACAGCGACGACAAGAACAACGACGGGAAUGAUGAGAAUGGACCCACCGCAGUCGAACUUCAAGGAAGAGCUGCUACAAAGCUUCAUCCUCAUGAGAUGUGGUUGUAUUCGGAGGAGGUUGAAGAAGAAGAUGAUGAGAAAAUAGCCACGGUGACUUUAGCGCAGGGGAAAAAAUUGAAGGGUGCUGAGGAUAGCUGGAAUGGGGAGACUUUGGCGAAGAGUUCGUUGGAUAUUAAAGUUGAUUUGCGGGGGCUGAAGGAGUAA